AGCGGGACCCACCCGCCGAUCUCCGGCAGCCAACCGCUGGUACUAGUCCCUGUCCCGCCCCCCUCCCGAUUCUCCGGGGAGUCCGAGCGAGCUCACGAACAUCAACACUAGUCGGCUCGCUCGCUCUCACUCUCCCCUCCGGCGCCCGUAGACGCGGCCGGCAGAUCCAAGCAAUGGAUUUGAGGGCGUUCUUCGGGGGCAAGAAGCAGGAGCCGGAGCAGAACGGGCACGCCAACGGGGCGGCGCCCAACGGGGGCGUCAAGAAGAGGACCGCCGAUUUGGCCAUCUACGAGCAGUACGAGCAGCAGGCCAGGCAGCCGGAGAUGCGCGCCGCGGCAAUUCGCGAUGGGAAUGCUGAUGUGAUCCAGAAGCCUCUCCUACCUCAAUUUGAGUCAGCUGAAAUGCGUAACUUAGCAGAGACAUUGUUGCGGGAUAUUAUCCGCGGGAGCCCUGAUGUGCAAUGGGAAAGCAUCAAGGGACUAGAGACUGCAAAACGUCUGCUAAAAGAAGCAGUCGUCAUGCCCAUAAAGUACCCAAAAUACUUCACUGGUCUACUAUCACCGUGGAAAGGCAUCUUACUUUUUGGUCCUCCUGGAACAGGGAAGACAAUGCUGGCAAAAGCAGUUGCUACUGAGUGCAAUACUACAUUCUUCAACAUCUCGGCUUCAUCAAUUGUCAGCAAAUGGCGUGGAGAUUCUGAGAAGCUAGUCAAAGUUCUUUUUGAGCUUGCAAGACAUCAUGCACCAUCAACAAUAUUUCUUGAUGAGAUUGAUGCUAUUAUUAGUCAGCGUGGUGAAGCUCGUAGUGAGCAUGAAGCUAGUCGACGCUUGAAGACUGAGCUACUUAUUCAGAUGGAUGGCUUGACAAAAACGAACGACUUAGUAUUUGUGCUUGCAGCAACAAAUCUACCAUGGGAAUUAGAUGCAGCUAUGCUCCGUCGGCUUGAGAAGCGGAUUCUUGUACCACUUCCUGAAGCUGAAGCAAGGCAGGCCAUGUUUAAGGAACUUUUGCCAGCAAUGACCUCAAAUCUAGAGGUCCCAUAUGAUAUCCUGGUCGAAAAGACUGAAGGGUACUCCGGUUCAGACAUCCGUCUCGUGUGCAAAGAAGCUGCCAUGCAGCCACUGAGACGUCUCAUGUCAGUUCUUGAGGCCAGUGAUGAGCUGGUGCCAGAGGAAGAGCUGCCUGAGGUUGGCCCUCUCAAACCUGAAGACGUUGAACUUGCUUUGAGCAACACAAGGCCGUCAGCCCAUCUCCAAGCACAUCGUUAUGAAAAAUUUAACCAGGACUAUGGGAGCCAUAUUCUUUCCUAAGAGCAAACCACGAUCAGCUUCUCAGGUUUGCCAAGUGAUGCACGGUGGUGGUUCAUUUGAACAUGCACUGGUACAGAGCUAUCUUGCCCUACAACAAGGCCACACCAAUCAAAAUGGCCUUGUCGCACCGUUAUAUUUAUCCUUUGACAGUCGUCAAGCAGGAUGCAAAAAUUGUUGCUAAAUACAUUAGACUGGUUUAAGUUGGGAUGCAAUCAUUGGGCAUCUGAUUUUUCUGCGGCAGCUCUGCUUGACUAGACUGGAAUAUUACCCUGUAAUGAUCGUACUCCAAAAUAAUUAACAAAUGAUUCAUUGAGUAGGAUUUAUGAAGAAAGAAAGAAAUGUUAGGCAUGUUGUAUGGAACAUUACA
Molecule: messenger RNA, 1677 nt
Organism: Triticum dicoccoides
Lineage: Eukaryota; Viridiplantae; Streptophyta; Magnoliopsida; Poales; Poaceae
Product: katanin p60 ATPase-containing subunit A-like 2
Exons: 12
Coding region: 174-1310 (378 amino acids)
Molecular function (GO): ATP binding; ATP hydrolysis activity
Source: RefSeq, a predicted model, not a curated record